Messenger RNA from Eriocheir sinensis (Chinese mitten crab), 782 nucleotides. RefSeq names its product ribonuclease P/MRP protein subunit POP5-like (gene Pop5). Gene Ontology annotation, biological process: tRNA 5'-leader removal. The transcript has 5 exons. Gene Ontology annotation, molecular function: ribonuclease P RNA binding. The record is from RefSeq and is a predicted model, not a curated record. NCBI's taxonomy places the organism in Eukaryota, Metazoa, Arthropoda, Malacostraca, Decapoda, Varunidae. Gene Ontology annotation, cellular component: ribonuclease P complex. The coding region runs from base 307 to 714 and encodes 135 amino acids.
CUGGUGUGGGUGUGUCCCGGGGCCAGGACGGUCGGGGAGGACAGGGCCUGGCACGAGCAGCGUUGAGGGGGCCUUGCAGCGUUAUCCUGGCGGCACCCUGACUCUGAGGCACUCUGAAGAAGUACUUGGAGCUCUUUAACAGUUUGAUGUUGAACCUUGGACCUGAGGUGAUGCCUGGCUAGACUCCCUGCUCCGUGGCCCCAGCUAUCAUCACUUGGUUGGACGCUGCCACCAGGGCGAGUAGCAUCUCCCAGGCCAUCACAGCCCACCACCAACACCUUCAGUACCGACAACGACAGCAACAACAUGGUCAGGUUUAAGAGAAGGUACCUGGUGGUCGAGGUGGUGCCGGAGGGGGACGGAAAGGUGAGGAUCAGCAAUCUGCAGGAGGCGGUGCUUCAGGCUGUCAAGCGGAUACAUGGGGACUAUGGGGUUGGUGCCGUCACUGCUGGGUUAAGCGUGAAGUACCUCAACCCUGAGACGGGCGCAGCCUUCAUCAGCUCUGGCCGAGGUCCUCACCGCCUGGUGGCCUCGGCCCUCCCCUUCGUCACACAGGUGGGCGGCAAGGCGGCCACCGUGCGCUCCCUGCACCACGCUGCCUCCAUGCGCCACGGCUUCAUCUUCCUCAAGAAGUACAAUGAAGACAAGCUGAAAGAGAUGGAACAGAAGCUGCCCGCCGCGGAGAGGGAGCGCUGGACCCUGGCUGUGAGCUGACACAUACAAGCAGGUGGUAGACAGUCAUGUAGGAUCUUCCAUUUUCAGUAAAUCAUCGCUCAAUAUUA